Molecule: messenger RNA, 3512 nt
Organism: Platichthys flesus (European flounder)
Lineage: Eukaryota; Metazoa; Chordata; Actinopteri; Pleuronectiformes; Pleuronectidae
Gene: mastl
Product: microtubule associated serine/threonine kinase-like
Exons: 13
Coding region: 292-2805 (837 amino acids)
Biological process (GO): peptidyl-serine phosphorylation; intracellular signal transduction
Cellular component (GO): nucleus
Molecular function (GO): ATP binding; protein serine/threonine kinase activity
Source: RefSeq, a predicted model, not a curated record
GAACUGCCUUAUCAAAAACAAAAUUUUGAUAUUUUUUGUCAUUUCUUUCUGUCAUAUUUUCAAAUCAAUAUAUGUACGAAUUUUUCGUUAAAAUGCGGCUAUAUUUAGGUUAUUACGCAUAUUUAGGGCUAACGUCGUGAUUUACACACAGGCAGUCAAUUCGGACGCCAAAGGGACCCCCGCGGACGAAGAGCGGACAUUUCAAAUUUUCAAAACAAACCCGAGGUUGUUGUUUCUGACAUGAGAGCGGUGGCUUCGAGCUGAAGGCUGCGUUCGAGACGAGUUUACACGAUGGACGCGGACGAGAAACCCGUUUCCGCCAGCAAGAGGAAAACGGUGGAGUUUCCCAAAGCGCCUUCCAUCGAGGACUUCGUGGUUCUGAAGCCCAUCAGCCGAGGAGCCUUCGGGAAAGUCUACCUCGCACGGAAGAAGAGCAACGCGCGGCUAUACGCCAUUAAGGCAAUGAAGAAAGCGGACAUGGUGGAUAAGAACAUGACGGGGCAGAUGAAGGCGGAGAGAGACGCGCUGGCUCUGAGCAAGAGUCCCUUCAUUGUCCACCUGUUUUAUUCCCUUCAGACGUCCACCAAGAUCUAUCUGGUGAUGGAAUACCUCAUCGGUGGAGAUGUCAAAUCUCUGCUUCACAUCUACGGAUAUUUCGACCUGGACAUGGCUGUUAAAUACAUUUCAGAGGUUGCUCUGGCUUUAGAUUACCUUCAUCGUCAUGGUAUUAUCCACAGGGACUUGAAGCCAGACAAUAUGCUCAUAUCCAAUGAAGGUCACAUCAAACUUACAGACUUUGGACUUUCUAAAGUCAAGCUCGACAGAGAGUUGAGUCUUAUGGACAUCCUAACCACCCCGUCCUUGGCUAAACCAAAUAAAGAUUAUUUCCGCACGCCGGGUCAAGUCCUGUCCUUGAUCAGCUCCCUUGGAUUUAAUACACCGACAGGGGAAAUAAAGCGUCACUGCAGCGCAUCUGCUGCUUCCAGUCCCGUUUCUUGUGGCAGAAUAAGACACAAGAAUAACUCUCUUGGUUCUCCCUUGAUGAAGAAGAAAGAUCAGAUGUUCUCCUCUUCUCAGUACCCUUGGAAAAAGGGACCUAACCACAGUGUGUUUAGUCCUCACAAUCUGGCAAAAAAGCUGUCUCCCACACUCGUGAUGACCAGAAAAAGGUUUGAGACGAUGAGUGCAGGCAGCACCACCGACACUGAAGGAGGCAUCAGUCCACUGUGGGAGUCCGAAGAGAAAGAAAAUGAACCCACCAGGAGAGGAACUAAACAGGACCUUGCACCCACAAAACUGAGAGCCCUCCUGCUCUCUGCUCAGGCCAGCAGCAAUCUACCCAAAAAGUCAAAUCCGGACCAACUUGACGAAAAAAUGCCUCAUAGCAACAAACUGAAGUCUGGCUUUGGUUCCAUGGUUCAGGAGGAUAUUUGUCUUUCGGCGACAGGUGACAGUCAAACUGUGGUUCCCUCGUCUGUGAAGAGAACAUAUUCAGAAAUAGAGAGGAGUCCGGAGCCAUUAGAAAUCCAAACCAAGAAGAGUAACACAGACUACAGAAGAUGCUAUGAGAUUCCAGAAGAGACCACAAGGUUUCACAGUGGCCUGACGGGAGCAUUUUCCACCUUUCAGAUCGGCGGCUUCAUGGCCUCCACAGAGGGGAUUGACUUAUCUGACGAGCGAGGCCCGAAGCGCUCAAGUCCCAUAGCUGUGACCAAAACCCUGUUCUGUGAACUGGAAGAGCCGGCAGAGGACGUGUUUGAAGAUGGAGCCAAAGACUUGUCUCAUUCAAGCUUCACAUCACCACUUGAUAGAAACAGUGACAUUUGCAGGAGCCUGAGUCUAGACUCUGACGGGUCAAUGCACGAAACCUCACUCACAAUGGAGAGCCAUUCAUCUCUCAAACUGAGCAAGUUCUCCAAAAUCGGGAACUCAAUAUUAUUUGAGAGUCAAGAGGAAAACCCGGACUCAUUUCUCACUGAGUCACUUCCACACACUCCCUCUGCUGUGAGCACACUGAGUCAUUUUAACCACCUCCCGGAUCUCACUGGCCGUGCGGCGCAGUCUCCCUCGUUCCUCAAGCCUCGGAACGUUGUGGUUUUUCGUAGUUACUGCAGCACCAUUAACCGCUCCAACAUGUCGGGGGUCUCCAGACUCAGUGUUGGGUCUGUGGAGGCCAUGGACUUUUCUGCAUCAGCCUCUUAUCACUCGGCGUGUGGCACCGCAACACCAGUGCAGAACAGAGUCAGCUCCAACAGCUCUCUCUGUCAGACGCCUCAGGCCAUGUCCACCUCCCACACCCCCUUCAGGACACCGAAGAGCGUCCGCAGGGGCGCUCUGCCUGUGGAGGGCGCUCCCAUCUUAGGGACCCCCGACUAUCUGGCUCCAGAGCUUCUUCUGGGGAAACCACACGUUUCAGGAAGUGGUCAGUUCGACUUCAUGGUGGACUGGUGGGCGCUGGGCGUUUGCCUUUUCGAGUUCCUCACGGGGAUCCCGCCCUUUAACGACGAGACGCCACAGCUGGUCUUCCAGAAUAUUCUCAACAGAGACAUCCCGUGGCCUGAGGACGAAGAGGAACUGUCUGAAAAUUCAAGAACUGCCAUUGAAAUACUUCUGACUAUGGACAUGACCAAACGAGCUGGUCUGAAGGAACUCAAGCGCCACCCCCUGUUUGACGGCCUGGACUGGGUCAACCUGCAGAACCUGCCCAUGCCUUUCAUUCCUCAGCCCACGGACGAGACCGACACCUCGUACUUUGACGCAAGAAACAACGCUCAGAACAUCGCAGUGUCUGGCUUCAGUUUAUAAAAGCAGACGUCCACGGGCUUUCAUCUGCUGGGGAAGUUUGAAUUGAGUGUGUGGAAAAUCAGAGCCGUCAUGCAAAUAAAUCCAAUGUUAAGGCGGAUACAGCAAUACUUUUAAAAACAUUUUAAAUCGCUGCAUCACUGCAACACUAAGACACUAACAAUCAAAUACAAGCUGAAUCUAAAGUGUUCAUCAUUACAUACAGUAGCUCUUGAACUAGGUUCUUCUUUUAGCAAAAUGCAGUUUGCUUCUGCUUUGGCUCACGGCAGGCUUUGAUUUCUGAGUUUGUUAAAGUUAAUUAAACACAACUAACUAUUUAUGUAAAUUAAUGUAAAUGUGGCACUUCCUGCCUGGAGGUAAAUGUAAGUUUCGGUUCAGAUACAUUUAAUUGUUGUUGUUCUGUUCGUCUGUUAGUGGGCGGGUCCUGGGUGGGCGGGGCCCGCUGUAUUUUGCUUAGUACUGCUGAGAUAAACAUCCUAAUAUAUUCAUUAAUACUGUAUUUUAUUUGUAAAUCUUGUGAAUAGCAUCUAGUGUUGUUUAAGACAGGAUCCCAACAGCUUUUAUGUCAUCUGUAAUGUUGAUGUGAUGUCAUUCUUCAUUGUCCAUUUGUCACAUGACUGUUUUUGUUUUUUGUUUUAAUAAGUUCAUUAGGACAUUUUAUCAUGUUCGCCUUAAGAAAAAAGGAAAAUACAAAUAAAAUGUUUGUAACA